This is a messenger RNA of Lucilia cuprina (Australian sheep blowfly), 513 nucleotides long. RefSeq lists its product as uncharacterized. The transcript has a single exon. The coding region runs from base 118 to 489 and encodes 123 amino acids. The record is from RefSeq and is a predicted model, not a curated record. Lineage: Eukaryota; Metazoa; Arthropoda; Insecta; Diptera; Calliphoridae.
AUAGUCAUUUGGUUCUUUUUGGGUGCAUUUUUUAAAAUUGAUUUCUAUAUAAAAGAAGUGUUUAAAAGUGUUUAACUAAAAAUACAUUAACUAAAAGAAAAACAAAAAUACUGCAAAAUGUCUAACGCCAGCAAUACCAUUACUGCGGAUCCUUUGAAAAUCGUUAAUAUUCUGUUGCCUGCUACUGAUAUUAAUGAUAAAGAAAAUGACAACUCCGAUACGAGUUCGGGUGAUAGUGAGGAUCGCAGCACGUCUGUAAAUGUUUCGAGUGGUUAUGUACCACCACGUUUGGUCCUGAAGGAAGACGACUUAUAUGCAGAACCUACAUUUUCCGAGAAAUUCUUUCGUUAUUUGGUUAUUGUUAUUUAUUUGGGUGGCUUAAGUAGUUUGGGCUUUUUCCUCUCUAUGUAUUAUAUAUUCUUUUGGGACUCACGUAUGCCACCCGUUUACAAGCCCACCAAAAAACCACCAGUUUUUAUUAAACCAUAAAUGUGGUUUGCAAAAAAAAAAAAA